AGCCGAGUCUAGACAUCAGCUGACAAAUGAAUUUUCGGCAGUCAUCUGCGAGAAUUCGCUCACGAAUAACCUUGACGAUUUUACUGCCAAAACCCAUGUCAUUGCUCACAGUUUCGUGUGUUACUCAACCCAAUAUACUUCGAAGUCAUCUCCAAGUUCGUCUCUUCCAGUAUGUGCCGAAACACAAACCGUGCUCGAAAGAAGACAUCGAGAAGCUCCAAGACUUCGUCUCCCGUAAGAAAAACCUCCUCGUCCUAACAGGAGCUGGCAUUUCUACGGAGAGUAACAUACCGGAUUACAGGUCUGAAGGUGUGGGACUGUACUCUCGCAACACGUACCGACCGGUUUCGUACAAAACUUUCACAACGAGCGCCAAAGCGCGACAACGGUAUUGGGCAAGAAACUUUGUCGGAUGGCCACGGUUUAGUGCUGCUGAGCCCAACAUCACCCAUCGGACCCUAGCCGAAUGGGAGAAAAACGGACGAAUAAGCCUUCUGGUGACGCAGAACGUUGACGGACUCCACCGUAAAGCAGGAUCCAAGCUCCUCACGGAACUGCAUGGCACAAGCUUUGUCGUCAAGUGUUUGUCUUGCAGUGUAACGAUGUCCAGACACGAAUUCCAGAAAAUUUUGCACAAAAUGAACCCAUAUCUUGAUCUAGAGGUCGCAGAAAUUCGACCAGAUGGUGAUGUGCACUUGGAUGGAAAGCUGGUUGAUAACUUUAGCUAUCCGGACUGUCAAUGUGGAGGAAUUUUGAAGCCGGACGUUGUGUUCUUCGGCGAUAAUGUCCCUCUAGAACGAGUCCGUUACGUUUACGACAAGUUGGACGAGAGUGACGGGUUACUAAUUUUAGGCAGUUCUCUCGAAGUGUAUUCGGCGUAUCGGUUUCCCCUGAAAGCGGUUGAAAUAGCGAAGCCCACGAUGAUAGUCAAUAUCGGACCAACGCGAGCGGACAGAUUGCCGGGUGUGACCAAUAUAUCGGCUCGCUGUGGAGAAAUAUUGCCCGACGUAAUAUUAUGAUGAUAUAGAAGUUGCUCAUUCAUUGUCUUUGUUGAAGUCUUUGAAUGACAUAAUUUAUUGCAAACUGCAAGACUUCGGGUGAAUAAACAUUGAACUUUCUGCA
Molecule: messenger RNA, 1122 nt
Organism: Ornithodoros turicata
Lineage: Eukaryota; Metazoa; Arthropoda; Arachnida; Ixodida; Argasidae
Product: NAD-dependent protein deacylase Sirt4-like
Exons: 1
Coding region: 27-1019 (330 amino acids)
Cellular component (GO): mitochondrial matrix; nucleus
Molecular function (GO): NAD-dependent protein lysine deacetylase activity; NAD+ binding
Source: RefSeq, a predicted model, not a curated record